GAGCAACUCCUUUCUUAAUUCGGUAAUCAGAAUCUAGAGAUUACGUGCUAUUGAAUCAGCCCACCUGUGUUCGUAUAUAUUCAAUCUCUUCCUCUACCGCUCUCGCCACACCAGCAAUUCCUUUCUUCUUCUUCUUCUUCUUCUUCUUCCAUGGCGUCAUUUUCACAUUUCUGGGUCCUGACGCUCUUCUUGGCCACGGUGCUGGAAGGUUCUCGAUUGGCAAGUUCUCAAUCAUAUGAUGGAGGGCGGGCCGCCCAGGAUCUGCUGUCUUUGUCGUCGGCCACCAGGAAGCUCCUCGACGACCCCACCUUAAUCGGCAAAAAUUCAGUGUUACCAGCCAGUGGGGAGUGGUGCGUACCUGCGGAUGGCGUCCCGGACCAACAGCUGCUGGCGAAUCUAAACUUCGCCUGUGCCAACGGCGCUGACUGCAUCCCGAUGCAACCGGGCCGCCCUUGCUUUGAACCCAACACCCUGCUGUUUCAUGCCGCUUACGCCAUGAACGACUACUUUCAAUACCAUGGCAGGAAUCCCCAAGCUUGUAGUUUCAGCGGCACCGGAUCGUUUACAAACAAAGACCCCAGUACCAAGAGAUGCAAAUUUCCUGGUUGAGUUGGGUUUGAAAGAUCAUUUUCUCCAAUCGAUACUAAAUAAAGAAGAAAAAGGAAAGUUACAUUGCACUAGUCAGGGUCUCCAUGAUCAUUCGGACUAUGCAAAUGUAAAAAGCUUCGUUUCUUCAUGAUUUGAUGUCAUAAAAUCUGACCUUUUGAUCUCCAAAA
Molecule: messenger RNA, 776 nt
Organism: Syzygium oleosum
Lineage: Eukaryota; Viridiplantae; Streptophyta; Magnoliopsida; Myrtales; Myrtaceae
Product: major pollen allergen Ole e 10-like
Exons: 4
Coding region: 151-609 (152 amino acids)
Source: RefSeq, a predicted model, not a curated record